Messenger RNA from Cylicocyclus nassatus, 645 nucleotides. The record is from the annotation of a GenBank genome assembly. Lineage: Eukaryota; Metazoa; Nematoda; Chromadorea; Rhabditida; Strongylidae.
AUGUCGCUUCUCGGAAGCUAUAAAGCCCGAAUCACCAAACUCGCCAAAGCACUUCGUGAGAAGAUCUCGGAAGCCGAUGAGGCCACCCUUCAACCGCUGGAUCCUGCUAUGGAGGCAAAGAAAGCCGAAGAGUUUGCUCGUCAAAAUCCUGACGAGCAGGGCGAGUUUCCCUUCCUUCAGCAGAUUCAGGAUCAUUGGGACGCUGGUGAACUGGAUCAACUCCUGGAGGAAGCUGACACUCUCCAUGCACGUCUUGAUAUUGCGAUCAAACUCUUGCCGAGCUCGGAAGUUUUGUAUUCUAUGCGUGUUCCGGUUGUUCCUUCUUCUUCUUCAUCUGUUAACCUUUCUCCUCAUCCUACCCAAGACCCCAUCCCGACCGAUCAGCCUGCGCAGGACGUGAGAGAGGAAAUUGCGAGCCACUCUUCGUCUAAGAAUCAGGAUCGCCCAUCAGAACCUGAUAUCGCGCCAGCUGAUACCCUACCACCGCGCGCGUCGAGCGCCACCCAAGGAUUCGGUGUCUCCCCCCAUAACCCCUCAACUUUUGGCAAUCCCUUCGUGACUCCUUCUUGCCCCCAGCCGAAUCCGUUCGCAGCAUCGUCUGCUCUCCCGAACCCUACUUCUAAUCGUCCGUGGAGCAAUCGUUGA